CAUGCCACACUCAUCGCGCAGACCGCGCAAACCGUAUCAUCCGAAACGGAUCAUAUCGGAGUCAGAAGAUGGCUGGUCCAGAGUCGAGCAUACAGCGCCUCCACGAUACGGCAGGACGGCUGUAGUAGACAGCUCGCUUCCGCCAGUCGACAAAUCGCUCACGGUGCAAAAGCUACUGGACGAACACAGUCGAUGCAAACAGCAGUGGGUGCAGAGCGAAGCGCGUCGAUGGCUCCAACAGCUGUUGGCAAGGCAGAUGGCCGAGGGAGGAUGGGAGUUUCUACAAUCUCUCAGUGUCGCCGUUCUAGACCCUCCACAGGCUGAAGAGCUGGUAGAUCAGUCCACUCUCAUCUUCAUACCAUGCAUAGAGUGGCUUCUGGAGCUGCCUUUCAUGCUGGUUGCGAAAACAUCGCCGCUCUACGUCAGCUCGUCCAUGCAUUGGAUCAUCGACGAGGCCGAGCGCUCUCGAAACCGACUUACCGCCGAUGUACAAAACGACUCCUCGGUGCUGAAAGACUGCGACGAUGCAAUAGCCGCCGCAAAGGCUGUCCUCGAUACACACGACGAAAACAAGAUGCCAGAAGCCGAUUUCGCUGAUGGCCACAGUCUCGCCUUGACCAUCUAUACCCUCAAGCACCAAGACGAAGAU
Messenger RNA from Aureobasidium vineae, 649 nucleotides. The record is from the annotation of a GenBank genome assembly. Lineage: Eukaryota; Fungi; Ascomycota; Dothideomycetes; Dothideales; Saccotheciaceae.